Messenger RNA from Rubroshorea leprosula, 501 nucleotides. Lineage: Eukaryota; Viridiplantae; Streptophyta; Magnoliopsida; Malvales; Dipterocarpaceae. The record is from the annotation of a GenBank genome assembly.
GUUCCUCAUCUCUGAUUCUCUUCAAGCUAUCUAUUCCUCAUCUCUGAUUCUCCUCAAGCUCUAACCUUCACUACCCAUUGUGCAAUGCUGAUCUUCUACCAUCUCUCGCUGUGUACUCACACUCGACAGCUUUUCUUCAAUCUCUCAACCACACUUAAAGGUCAUUGGCAACUCACCUCAUUCUCGGCAUCCCUUGUUAUUGUCCGUGAAAACGACAAUGGUUGCUUGCCUGAGUUGCCUCCACUCAUCUCCAACUCCAAGGGUCUAACUCUAGGUUCUAACAAUUAUGGGAAUUUCCUCAAUCUAUUUGAGGAGUUGGAGGAGAAUGAUAAUGAGGAUGAUGAGUCUAGGGAAGUUAUUUCCUCAACUUGAAAUCAUUGAUCAAGCUUAGCUUAAGUUGUUGCUACAUAGUUUGCCUUGUUGGAUUGGAUAGAUGUGUGUGCAUUUGCCACUUACUAAACUCUUUUAUGCCCUUUUUCUUAAUGAACUUACUGUUGGACA